Ylistrum balloti is the source of this 1590-nucleotide messenger RNA. RefSeq names its product HCLS1-binding protein 3-like. Gene Ontology annotation, molecular function: phosphatidylinositol binding. The coding region runs from base 62 to 1282 and encodes 406 amino acids. The record is from RefSeq and is a predicted model, not a curated record. Lineage: Eukaryota; Metazoa; Mollusca; Bivalvia; Pectinida; Pectinidae. The transcript has 8 exons.
CUUCCAUGGAUAAGUGGGCGUGUUUCUACUAGAGUAGAGCAACAAAAACAACAUAUCCAGGAUGCCUUCAGCAACUGUGACAGUACGAGAGUUAAAGAACAAAGAUACCCGAGUAGACAUUACAGUGCCUACUUAUAAAGAAACCAAAGGAUUGCUUCAGUCAACCUUUGAGUUCCAUGUGGUCAUUGUGUCUUCCUUACCAUUCUUCAAGUCUGCUAAACAUAAACCAACUGAUGUUGUCCAGUAUAUGGUGUCUAAGAAAUUUGCUGAGUUUGAAGAUCUACACUCCAAAUUAAGUGCUAAAUUUUCAGGAACUGUCUUACCUCCCUUAUCAAAGAAAACCCUCCUUGUCAAUGCUGCUGUGACCAAAGAAAGACGUGGGAAUCUUGACUCUUUCCUGAAGUUUGUGGCUUGUACUCCAAAACUAUGUACUUCUUCAGUCUUACUGGAAUUCUUAGGUGUAAAUGGAAUCAAAGCAGGAAAGUACAGAAAGGAUGAAGAGCUUGAAGAAGACCCAGGCAACAGUAAGAGUUCAGAAGAUCAAGAUGAUUCAAGCUUGCAGGAUGCACCGGACACAGAACAAAGUUUAUUUGAUGAUGAUGAUGAUGAGGAGAAUACAGAUAAGUUUUUCUCCAAAGAGGAAGAUGCUGUCGGAGAAGAUAUCGAAAUUGGAGAUGACUAUAGAAACAGAUUUGAAGGAGAUACCAAGCUUUUUGAAGACCAAGAUUUAACUGGAGCUUUUACAGAGGAUGAUGCUAAUGACUUUGUCCUUCCUGAUGCAAAGAACCCUAAAACCAAAGAAGAUUUAAGUAUGUUUACAGAUGAUGAUAACUCUGACCUUUUCCAGAUUGAUGAUGAUUUGGAUAAGUUUUUAAAUAUUGAAACCAAAAAGCCUGAAACCAAACCAAAACCAUCUCCGCAUCCUCCACCGGAAAAGUCUGAGAAGCCAGAAAUUUCCCCACAGAAACCACCUGUCUCCCAAAAGAAACCGACAAUUUCAACACAAAAACCAACACCAGCAACACGGAAACCAAAGAGUUCUGCAAAUCCUUCCGAGUGUCAAGCUGUGAAGCCAUCAAUAAAACCUAAGCCUGGAUUGUCACCUAAACCAGUAUUACCAAAGAAACCAGCAAGUUCUGAGGUCAAACCAAUCCUACCGAAUCAAUCAGCUACUACUGAAAAACCAGAAAAACAAACAGUUGAAAACCUCGAUACAGAUGAUAUCAUGCAGUACAUUCAAGAAAAUGUCACACAAGAUGAUGAGCUAGACUUGUUCUCAUGAAACAAGGGAGAUAACUUUGGUGGUACUACAAUAAUUUUAUGUAGAACAUUUUGUAUCAAUUUACUGUGCUUUUGGAUAUGAGAAUCAUAUGACACUGUACAAUAAUCCUGUGGCAUUCUGUUCAAUUACAACAUUUUGGUGUUAGUUGAGUCCGAACAAAAUUCAAAGAGUAAAUAUUUUUAAAUAUUCUUUUACAUGAGAAUCAGGUGACAUUAUUUUGGCACUGAGAAAAUCUUUAUAACUUAUAUAAAUAUUUUAUUGCCAUUUUCAAUGCAGCAUUGCCAACCUCUUGUCAUAUGAUUUCUGGU